Carya illinoinensis is the source of this 846-nucleotide messenger RNA. RefSeq lists its product as uncharacterized. The transcript has 2 exons. Bases 1 to 846 code for a protein of 281 amino acids. Gene Ontology annotation, molecular function: RNA-DNA hybrid ribonuclease activity; nucleic acid binding. Lineage: Eukaryota; Viridiplantae; Streptophyta; Magnoliopsida; Fagales; Juglandaceae. The record is from RefSeq and is a predicted model, not a curated record.
AUGAUUAGUAGGAUUCCAAUCAAUAUUACAAAUACAAAUGACAAACUGACAUGGAGGUGUACAAAGGAUGGUUCCUUCUCAGUAAAGAGUGCCUAUUACUUGUUACGUGUGAUGGAGGCUCAUGACCAGGGGCAGUCUUCUUCUGCAAUUCCACAGAAUAAGAGCUGGACUAUGAUUUGGAGUUUGGGUGUUCCUAAUGCAAACAAGAUGCUGAUCUGGAGGGCCUGUCAUGAUUCUCUGCCUACAAAGCUCAAUUUAUACAAGAAAAGGAUAGUGGAGUCACCCUUAUGUCCAAUAUGUCAAUUGGAGCAGGAAUCAGUUAUGCAUGUACUUUGGUCAUGUGUUUCAGUCCAAGUUGUGUGGAGCUUGUGCUCACAGAAGCUGCAGAAAGGUGUGGAGUCAAGGAAGAUAGUCGAGGUUGCAACUCAGGUUGUUUCUGAUUACAGUGAGGCUAAUGAAAAGGUUGCUGGGGUUCAGGAUCGACCAAGUCUAAGUGUUCCUAAUUGGAGUGCACCACCUUUAAAUGUCUUCAAAGCCAAUUGGGAUGUUGCAGUUGAUAAAGGUAAGUGCAAAAUUGGUGUUGGUGUCAUGAUCAGAAACUGGGAGGGCAGAGUGGUGGCAUCCUUAAGAUCACCAAAAGACUAUUUUCCUAAUCCUCAUUUAGCAGAAUCUUAUGGUGUUCUGAAAGCUAUUCUUCUUUGCAAACAGUUGGAACUAACUCAAGUGAUCUUUGAGGGAAAUGCAAAGCAAGUUGUCUUAACUCUCAACAAUCUAAACCAGGUUGAGUCCUCAACUGGGAUGAUUAUGUCUGAUGCUAAAGUUUUGUUAGGUUCUUUUGAAAGGUAG